CGUCCAUCGCCGGACAUGUUAGGCGCUGCGAGUGUCUCACCUUCCCGAGUGCGAUUUAACAGUCGUGUCUUACUGCGGGAGGCCGAAUUUGCGGAAAGGGAAUGCAGUAGCAGCAACAGUGGCAGGAACAACAACAAUUGUAGUACAGUCGGUCACGUGACGGCACACCGUCAGCCGACGACGUACCGUCGAUACCGUCUGUCCGCCUGUUUCCACUGGCCCCGUCAUGGCGUCUGUCAUCAAAGGUGCGGCAUUCACGAUAUCGUCCUAAAACGCAUGCACGUACGCUCAGUGGACGAUGUACUUAACGUAUUUACGUUAGGCAUUACUACCACUAUUGUCACUGAAUCAUACGUUUCCGCAGACACAGGCGAGAUCUGGAGCAGAUUGUUCGACCAUCGUCCAUUUAUUCAGGGGGAGGUCACAUUCUUUCUGCGAGAGUUUCAGGAAAGAAGAUCUGACAGGGAGGUAGAACGCCUGUUUAAGAUACUUGAAUAUGCAACCGAACUGAAGGAGAGUCAGCUGGAUCGCAUCGAGCAGCUGGGCGAUUGUCAUUUACCCAGUCUCAAAGCGAACGUGGAUGUCGCUUUGAGUAUGUGCAAUAGUGUUUUACAAAGGGAAGAAAAUUUUGAUAGCGACAACGUUUUGAGCGAAAACAGAUCGCUUAGAAAGAAGGAGUGGGAAAGAUUCAUAAAUGAUAUGAGUGACAAAUGUCAGAAAGUAGAUCAGACAUUCCAGGAGAAGGAAAACGAAAUACAGGAGUUCUACAUUGACCUGGAAAAAAAAUUGCAUAUUACGCCAUAAGAAUAACAAUAAUUUUGAGGUCUAUUUAUCUAUGCUAUUGCCUCUCUCUUAGUAUUUCGACGUUUAGUAUAAAAAUCUAAUUUUCUUAAGAUAGAGAGUUGUAAUUAAUUCUAUUAAGACAUUAAAUCUAUUUAGAUAUGCCACUAGA
Molecule: messenger RNA, 952 nt
Organism: Solenopsis invicta (red fire ant)
Lineage: Eukaryota; Metazoa; Arthropoda; Insecta; Hymenoptera; Formicidae
Gene: Muted
Product: biogenesis of lysosome-related organelles complex 1 subunit 5
Exons: 5
Coding region: 16-804 (262 amino acids)
Cellular component (GO): transport vesicle; BLOC-1 complex
Source: RefSeq, a predicted model, not a curated record